This is a messenger RNA of Ylistrum balloti, 1277 nucleotides long. Its product is annotated as feeding circuit activating peptides-like. The transcript has 2 exons. The record is from RefSeq and is a predicted model, not a curated record. Lineage: Eukaryota; Metazoa; Mollusca; Bivalvia; Pectinida; Pectinidae. The coding region runs from base 23 to 1045 and encodes 340 amino acids.
GGCAAGUGACAUUUGAUUCAGAAUGACACAACUAGCUAGCUUCGUUGUGGUGUUAGCUGCAGUACCUUUGGCAUGGGGUCAACACAGUUUCCAAGACAUAGACGAAGAUGUUAGUGCAGGGAAACGUCGUAUGGAUAGACUGGGAAGUGGUCUAAUCAAACGUGUCUUUGGUGAAGACAUUGACACAAAGCGCGCACUGGACAGACUCGGAAGUGGACUGGUCAAGCGAGAGGAUAGUGUUAUAGAGAGACUUCGGCCAACAGUAGAAGAUCUUGUUUACCAAUACCUGACGGAACAAAACGACCAUCAGGGUGUACACCAGGACAAACGAAUGUUGGACAGACUUGGAAUGGGGUUGAUUAAAAAGCGUCUUCUUGAUCGAGUAGGUAUGGGUCUGAUCAAGCGUCCCUUGGAUCACCUCGGAAUGGGACUCAUUAAGCGACCCUUAGAUCGGGUAGGAAUGGGGUUGAUAAAACGAAAACCAGACUUUACAAAAUCUACAAAAGUGAUCGGUGCUCCAAAACGAAGUAUAGACAGACUUGGCGCAGGUUUGAUAAAACGCUUCAACGACGAAAGUGUAAAUGAAAAGAGGAUGCUGGACAGAAUGGGAUCAGGUUUACUUAAGCGUGCUGAUGAUGCCGACGAUGGUCACAUUGGAGAGAAGCGUCUCAUAGAUAACAUCGGAUCAGGUUUGGUUAAACGUUUGAGUGAUGAUAAAUUGGAUGAAAAACGAAUGUUAGAUAGGAUGGGUUCUGGAUUGAUCAAACGCCUAAGCGAUGACGAAUCAAAAGAAGAAAAGCGAAUGUUAGAUAGGAUGGGUUCUGGACUGAUCAAGCGUUUCAGUGACAAAGAAAGCAAUGAAAUGGACAAACGUUACCUCGAUCGAAUGGGAUCUGGCUUAAUAAAGCGCUUGCAUGACGAUGAUAUUGAAGCAAACAAGCGCUAUUUAGACAGGAUGGGUUCCGGUUUAAUCAAACGAUCUGAUCAAAACGAAGAGGUAAAAAAACGGAUGUUGGACAGCCUGGGCUCUGGUCUCGUUCGCUAAAAUCUCGUGAGAUACAUUGUUUCAAAUGACUGCUUCUUUCAUGGUUACCACAAAUAAGCUUUAUGCCUUUUAUUUUCGUACGAAGUUCCACACUUAUGAUUCCAUUGAUCAUGUGAUAUUUCUAAUCAUAUUGCCAUACGCAGACGAAAUAUUUCAAUGAUUAUAUUGUUAUUGUACAUAACGUGAUAUUUGUACAUAAUGUAUAUAUAUAUAUAAAGCUGUUGAUAACCUU